This is a messenger RNA of Pieris napi, 1680 nucleotides long. RefSeq lists its product as uncharacterized. The record is from RefSeq and is a predicted model, not a curated record. The transcript has 5 exons. NCBI's taxonomy places the organism in Eukaryota, Metazoa, Arthropoda, Insecta, Lepidoptera, Pieridae. The coding region runs from base 486 to 1166 and encodes 226 amino acids.
UGCUGGGAGUUACUGCUUUUACGCACUUUACUACACGGCGAGAACAUAUCAAGACUAGAAAAUUUCUCAUUCACAAGUCAGAAACUCGACGUGACAGCUCGUUUGCACAUUUCAUGACUCUUGUGAAAAACGCGGGAAAAAUAUUCGACAUCUACAGACUACAGACGCAUUUGCAAAUUUCUAGUGUUUUUUUUUAUAUUUCUCUACUGUGUGGAGGUCAAGGUGCAGUUUAAUAUUAGAUGUUGGGCAUAGUGCCAGUAUGUUAGUAAACAGUGUGAUAUAAAAAUAAUUACAUUUGUAUAUCAGUGAUAUUAAAUUUUAAUUAAUAAAAAAACAGGUCAAAGUCAAUAUUAAAUAGGUUUUUGUGAAGGUUUUUGACUGUAAAAGUGAACAACAACAAAGUGAAAAACAAGGAAGUGAAAUCGUACCUCUGUGUUUCGUAUCUCACGAGUAAAUUAAAUUAGAAUAGAUAUGAAGUUAGUAGAAUGAGUGUCGAUAUGAAAUCAUCGGCCCAAGAGGGAUCAAGUCAAAUUCAGAACGUCCCUAACAGGAAUGAAAGAAGAUCAAGGGCCCCAAAACAAACCCUAGAGUCAAGACUAUGGGAUUUAUUGCAGCCCUUGGCGAGGCUAUGGGGCAUCAUUACAGCCGUAGUGAUGAGCGGUGCUGGGGCAGAGCUUACGGUACUGGAGUAUGAUGUAGCACCGGCUUUGAUAGCCGGUGCGGCGUUAGUAUUAAUUAUGGAGACUAUGUGGGUGAUUGCUCUCUUUGUGGACCUGCUGGCUCGUCGUGGGGAGUACUCACUUGGUUUGAGGUGCUGGGACUUCUUCAGAUGGUGCUGUGGUAGGGCGCGAGCGCCAUUCUAUGCUUGCGUUGCUACUGCUCUGCUCUUUGCCAAUCUCACACUACUUGCUACAGUAUCGGGUGGAAUGUUACUAGUACUGGCCGCCCUACGAGCGGCAGUGCCCUUCUCACCUUACGCUCGACAAGGGCCUCAUUCACCAAGGGCGGGCAGUUCCUUGCUGAGCCAACAUGAGAAUCUACCAGACGUCUACUAUAACGCAGCUAAUGGUAAUGAUGAAAGAUGCGAAGAAAUGACAGUUUUAAAUGUACAAUCUCCGAAGAAAUCACGUUCUGUUUCACCGAAACCGAAGCUAUUGGAAAUAUAAAACAUAUUUUAAAUGUAUUUUAUUAUCAAAGAGGUUUACCUACUAUGUUUAAUUAUCUUUGGUUAUAUCAAAGACAUAUUUCUCUAUGGCCUUAUUAUAAAAGGAGGAUAUACGUACUGGUUACGUGUUAACAAAAUGGUAACCAUGGUAACCGUAAUCGUACUCUUUUAUAAGGUCAUUAAUUUUUAAUAUUGUUCUAUUACUAAAAAUAAGUAGGUAGUCUGCACAGUUUGUUGUGCGUUUGAUUUAUUGAUCCAGCCAUUCGAUCCAUUGAAGAAUUUGACCAGUUGAAUGCAACCACCAUAUAAAUAUAAAACGUAGCUUUGACCGACUUCAAUUAAAAUUAAAGUUAACAUAUUCAGAACUAAUUUAUUCAGAACUUUACUGCAAGUAAGAUCUAGAACUACUUUGUAUACUUAUUUAAUUAACCUAAUUAUUAAUUAUCGAAUAAGAAACUGUGAUAGUUUGUGUAAGUGUUCGUGUGAUUUGUUAAUAAAUAGUAAUUAAUAAUAAA